Molecule: messenger RNA, 1489 nt
Organism: Anguilla anguilla (European eel)
Lineage: Eukaryota; Metazoa; Chordata; Actinopteri; Anguilliformes; Anguillidae
Gene: slbp
Product: stem-loop binding protein
Exons: 8
Coding region: 154-1032 (292 amino acids)
Biological process (GO): mRNA transport; mRNA 3'-end processing by stem-loop binding and cleavage
Cellular component (GO): cytoplasm; histone pre-mRNA 3'end processing complex
Molecular function (GO): histone pre-mRNA stem-loop binding; mRNA binding
Source: RefSeq, a predicted model, not a curated record
GCAUUGGUACUGUCCGAACGCCAUCUCCUUGGCGCGUUGUAUUAAAAUUGUUUCUCCGCAUUGGUUAUCAGGUUGCUGCCUAGUCGAUACUCCCAACAGAAUUGUUCCGGGUGCUGUUCAACUAGGUUUAAUCGCAAUACCUUACAGAAAACAAUGUCUUUUACACUCAGUUCAAGACACUACGAUGAUCGGAGGACAGAUGAGAGCAGGAGUAGGGGUCCUUCGCGCUGGUCCCAUUGCCGGAAACGCGGCGCAGACGGCAAUCUGAGGCCACAGGGUGACCCGGACUCCACAGUGUUCGAUGAUGCGGAGAAAAGAGGGAAAGGACGCAGAUGCACCGAUAGCAGGCCUGCAAGCUUUACCACUCCUGAAAGCGGGGGCCCGGUGUCAAGAUGUGCUGACUGGGGCAGUGAGGUGGAGGAAGAGGAGAUGCGUUCAGGCGUCCUUCGUGACAUGCAAAGAUACAGGAGGAGAAUUUUGGCAAAUGACUUCAAUGAAAGAGAAAGAAAAACUUCAUCAGGAAGCUCGGAUUCCAGGGAUUCUCCCAUCCCUGCUGAAAUGGAGACUGAUGAGGUGGUUUUGUUAAGGAGACAGAAGCAGAUUAACUAUGGGAAGAACACCCUUGCCUAUGACCGCUACAUCCGGGAAGUGCCCAAGCACCUGCGCCAGCCAGGCAUACAUCCGAGGACACCAAACAAGUUUAAGAAAUACAGCCGGCGGUCCUGGGACCAGCAGAUUAAACUGUGGAGGGUGAAGCUCCAUGCAUGGGACCCCCCGGCCCAGGAAGGCAGUGACCUGCAAGCCAUAGAGGAGAUAGACCUGGAUGACAUCAUGGAGACUGAAUCUGGGAUGACCAACCCUUCAGAGUCUGGGGCUAAUACUCAGCAACCUAAAGUCUGCAAAACUUCAGCAUCUGUUCCAGAGGACUCCUGCUCAGGGACCCCCAGUAAGGUCAUGAAAACUGAGCUGUCUUUCGACCUGGAAAUGUGUCUAAAUGAAGGGGACGGUGAAAGCAAAUGGCUCAGCUUGUGAUGAAUUUUGAAGACUUUUGUGCAUGGGGUGGGCCUGUGAAGCCCCUCCGCUGCUGGAGUUUAGGUGGGGAAAAUGGCCAGCAGACGGCAGCACAAGCUAGCCAUUGAAAGGACAUUCUUUUCCACAACGACACAAGAAACCAGACGCGCAAGAUUAGCGUCUGCUUUAUGCUUCAGUAAGAUUUUUUUUCUGAUGAGAUGUUCCUUAACACAUUUGUUACAUGCCCUAUUAGUUCAGUGCAUAUUUCACAAAAAGUUUGACUGGGUUGUGUACAUUUUUAUGUAAGUUUUUUAAAAUGGUAACUUUUUACUUUUCAUAAAUGCUAUAAAGUGUUCUGUGUGAAUGUUCCUUGUUUCUUUUUUUUUUUUUUAGCCCUGGGGGCAUGUUGUGAUUAUGACAGGAAUUUUAUCUGCACUCUGUUUAAAGAAAAAGAAAAUAAAGUGUAUUAAAAAAUUAA